Prorocentrum cordatum is the source of this 673-nucleotide messenger RNA. The record is from the annotation of a GenBank genome assembly. Lineage: Eukaryota; Dinophyceae; Prorocentrales; Prorocentraceae.
GCCGUAUUGGCUCAACUGCGCUUCGGCGCUUUGGAACCGGCUCCCAGCCUUCCCGAGGCGUUCUUGGCGACGGGCCCCUCUUCCGCGCCUGCUGCGCCGCCGGAGAGUCCCGACCGAUGCGGAGCGACUGCAGUCGUGCAGCUGUUUGACGCGCUGCUGGUCGCGACCCUGCCCUGCUGCGGCCGCCGCUGCACGGCCUGCGGGGCGGCCUGCUGGCUUUUUUUCCGCGUGGCCGCCGGAGGCCGCUUUGCGCGUGGAGCCGCCGCGGCAGCCAGUGGUGGAGAAGGACAUCGCGGCUCUCCGCGCGGACUCCGUGGCUCUGCGCGCGGCGCUGGGGCGGCAGGUCGCGCCGACGCUGGAGCAGCUCUGGCGGAGGCGUGGCCCCCGCUGCUGCCGCCCCGCCCCCUCCAGCGGAACAGCAGCCGAGCGACGGCUGCGACGACGGCGCGUGCGGGUUCGAGUACGGCACCCUCGGCUUGGAGGCGCAAUUCGUCGAGGCGGUGCCGUCGUGCGGCUGGAAGCAGGCUGGCAUGCAGGGCUCCCCUUGGCUCGCCGCCGCUGCAACCCGCAUGCAAUGCCGUGCGCGCCGAUGGCUGGCGCGGAGGCGGUCGCGCAAAUCCGCUUGUCGUCGGCUGAGGGGCAGACCGGUGCGCCGGCCGCGGUCCCCGAUGGG